GUGGAGCUGAGGGUGGGGCUGUUACGGUUGGAACACGUGGACCAAUGUAGCUACUAGCUUACUUAGCUAACCCAAGAAGAAGCUCCGGGGAUAGGGUAUCCCACCCACACGGCCGACUGGCUCCAGUGUGAGACUGUGGUCAUGCUGAUCGCCUGAGGAGAUCUAUUAGGGACUGGGACUUUUAAAUUACAAGCAGAGCCUCAGACCGCUGCGAUCGUAGCCGGGCGCUGUGGCCUUUUACAUCAGUUCUUGCUCCACCGUCAGAGAUCAGCAGGACAUUAGCAACAUGCUAACUCGAAGCUAACAGAGAUUUUUCUGGCAUUUUUAGCAAGAAAAAUGCGACAGGGCAACUCCAAAGUGAAGGCACCUCUGGCCUGCAUGUAUGGAAAUCAUAAGUAGGUAAGCUGACCGAGGAUAUCAGGCUUUGCUGGUCUACCGUGGUCUACCUGUAACUCUCUCCUUCAGUUUUUUAAUGAGAAGGUCAAUAGAAUCCAUCUCUCUUUACCUCAUUCCUCCCCUCCCUCUCCUGAUUUAUUUGAACCCACCAUUCCGUUCUCCUCCUUUGAACUUCCCCAUCCCUCAGAAAUAUUAGAUUACAUCACCAAAUCCAAACCUUCCACCUGUCAACUGGACCCUAUUCCAACUGUUUUAGUUAAAUCGUGCCUUUCUUCUCUGCUCCCUUUUAUAACAGCCAUUAUUCAUUCCUCACUAUCCUCUGGUACGGUCCCAUCCCUAUUCAAAUCCACUUCAGUCAGCCCUAUUCUAAAGAAAAACUGGUUUAGAUCCCAAUGAUUUCAAUAACCUCCGUCCCAUUUCCCAUCUUCCCUUCAUUUCCAAAGUCCUUGAGAAAACUGUUGCAUCUCAGCUCCAUUCACAUCUCACCCGCAAUAACCUUUAUGAACAGUUUCAGUCUGGCUUCCGUCCCCACCACAGCACAGAAACAGCUCUCAUCAAGAUCACUAACGACCUACUCAUUGCUGCUGAUUCUGGUUUAAUCUCUAUUCUUAUUCUCCUCGAUCUGAGUGCGGCCUUUGACACCAUUUCUCAUCCCAUCCUCCUUAAUAGACUCUCUUCCUUAGGCAUCACUCACACCCCCCUCCGCUGGUUUCAAUCUUACUGUGACGAAGUGGUAGGGAUGAUUUCCCAUUCGUCCCUGUAAUUUAUUUCUGUAGUCUGCUGGCACUGUGAUGGGGGAUAUUUUAACUGAAAUGUGUCUUAGUGUGUCUGUAUGUGAAAAUGUUUUUUGUAUUGUAAAAACAGUUUUGUCUUUUGUUUAUGUUAACAUUUAGGUACCUUUAUGUGGAUGUUUAUUUCCCUCUGGAUUUAAUGUUGGAGCACUGAUUGGGGUGGAUUGUUUGCAGGUGUGAUUUGCUGGGGUAUUUAAAGGAAGCCAGGUGGAGGCUUGGGGAGUUUUGUUUUUGUUAUGUGGUGAUCUGUAAAAGGAGAGAGGUGAAAUAAAUGCAGGAGAAGCAUUUUGGCUCUCUGGAAAAAUGUCCCUGUGCUGCAGUUUGCUUCUACUUCUUUCAGCUUGAAGACCUUCUGGCUGCUCUACAUUCUCACAUUUGGUGGCAGAGGUGGGAUCCAGGCCGGUAGCUGAAAGUGAUGCAGAAGGCAACUCGAGCAAAGAAGCAGCAAGGGCUGUGUGAGGGUCUUGAGGAGGAGGCCCAGGAGGAUCUUGGCCUGGCCGGAGCUGUUGGUGAGCAACACACAGAGGAGCGAAGUUUGUCUGAACUGAUGACUUUAUUUAAAGGCCUGAUGCAGCAGCAAGCUGACCGAGAUACCCUGAUGGAGCAGGACAGACGACGACAGGAGGAGCGGUGGCGAGAACUGCAGCACCAGUUCACCCAACUUCAGCAGGAGGUGCAGACGGAGCUCCGGGGGCAGCAGCAGGAGCUGGAGGGUGCAGCUGGUGGCUCUGACGUACCUCAGAGCCCUGCAGCCAUACGGGCUGUGCAGCAACCUCAUCAACAAGGAGGAGUUCCUACUGCGGGGCACCAGGUUCUGCCCUCGUCCGGUUCGGUGAGAGGACAGGGUUGGGAAGGCCCAAAGAUGCAGCCGUAUGGUGAGGAUGAGGACAUUGAACAUUAUUUAACCACUUUUGAACGGAUUGCGACUGGGUGCCGAUGGCCACGAGAAGAGUGGGGGCUGCAUUUAGCUCCACUCCUCAGUGGUAAGGCACGGGCUGCAUAUGUUGCAAUGGACACUGAGGAUGUUAUGGAUUAUGAUAAGAUAAAAACUGCUGUUCUCGACAAAUUUGAAAUUAAUGCAGAGACUUACCGGUCGAGAUUCCGUUCAACGGAGAUAAAGGAGGAGGAGACACCCAAGGAGCUUCGCGCACGCCUAAAAGACCUGUAUGAGAAGUGGAUGGAUCCAAAGGUGAAGACAAGGGAGCAGAUAGGUGAUGCCAUCGUGCUGGAGCAGUUCCUGCGGAUCUUGAACCCGGAUCUUCAAACCUGGGUGAGGGAGAGGAACCCCACCACAUCCCAACAAGCAGCGGAGAUGGUGGAAGCUUUCCUGGCAGCUCGACGCCCACAAAAGGGGUACUUGACUCACCAGACUGUAACUCCUUUAAUGUGGGGAAAUGUUGGGGAAAAUGCGUUUAAGGUUAAAACUGUUAAUUCAGGUUUUCAAGGUGCUACCCAAAACCGAAAGAAGGAAUUUUGGCCUCGAAAUGUGGUGUGUCAUGCAUGUGGUCAAACGGGUCAUAUUAGAGCAGACUGCCCAAAUCGGGCUGGGGUUCAGACAUUUCUGUGUUUUUCACCUGAGGCUUUUGAUUUGCCAGAAAAGCAGUUUGUUGCGCCGACUAGUGGUCAUGAGUAUACAAUUCCGGUUCAGAUUGGGGGGAAACCUUUGAUUGCGUUAUUGGAUUCGGGUAGUAACCGUACAUUACUUAAGCAAGCUUGUGUGCCUCCGAAUGCCACAUUUUGUGGUACGGUUAAAGUCUGUUGUGUGCAUGGGGAUAACGUUGAUUACCCUGUGGCAAAGGUUCCAAUUAUGGUUAAAGGACAAGAGUAUUUGCUCACAGUCGGGGUUUUGGAGGAUCUGCCAUAUCAGGUUGUCUUAGGCCAAGAUAUGCCAAUCCUGGGUGAUUUGCUAAAUAACCCUGGAGAGACACCUGGUAGUCCAUGUGAAGGUCUGGUCGCCGUCACUAGGUCUAAAUCUAGAGAGUCACCGUUAGACCCUAGUUGGGAUGAGUUACCUUUCUCAGGAGAGGGAAUUCCGGCGGUGGUAGGGAGAAGGUACCAUUUAAGGAAGAGCAAAAGGUUACGGAGACAGGAUAAAGUGAGGGGAACAAAGGUGACAGGGUUGCUUCCUGAGCCUGAGCUGGAUGAGCUGCAGGUGGGGCCAGGUAACCUUGUUCAGCUUCAGAACCAAGAUCCUUCUUUAACAUCUCUUUUUGCUAAAUGUGUACCGGAUUCAACACAGCUAUCAGAUGGAGUGCGAGAGGUUUUUAUUUUAAAGAAUGAACGUCUUUACCGCCGCAUCAAGGUGGGUGACCAGUUAGUGGUUCCCGAAAGCUUGAGGGCAGAGGUUUUGAAGCUGGCCCAUUCUAUCCCUUGGUCAGGUCAUUUGGGACAUCAUAAAACCUUUUCCAGGAUGGUUUCUCGCUUUUAUUGGCCACAGCAGUUCGCAGACACUGUUCGGUAUUGCAAAGCAUGUCCACAAUGCCAGUUAACAGCGCCGGGUAGGAAAGGAGAUCGAGCUCCGCUUAUUCCUAUGCCAGUGAUUGAUGUACCGUUUACGCGGAUUGCUAUGGACAUUGUAGGUCCAUUGGAGAGGAGUAGUUCAGGGCAUAGAUAUAUCCUAGUGGUAUGUGAUUAUGCAACUCGUUAUCCAGAGGCCUUUCCUCUUAAGAAAGUGAAAGCGAGACAGAUUGCUAACUGUCUAAUCCAAAUGUUUUCAAGAGUGGGGGGUGCCGAGAGAAAUUCUAACUGA
This is a messenger RNA of Nothobranchius furzeri (turquoise killifish), 3936 nucleotides long. NCBI's taxonomy places the organism in Eukaryota, Metazoa, Chordata, Actinopteri, Cyprinodontiformes, Nothobranchiidae. The record is from RefSeq and is a predicted model, not a curated record.